Messenger RNA from Malurus melanocephalus (red-backed fairy wren), 8644 nucleotides. RefSeq names its product ATP binding cassette subfamily A member 12 (gene ABCA12). Gene Ontology annotation, cellular component: intracellular membrane-bounded organelle; membrane. Gene Ontology annotation, molecular function: ABC-type transporter activity; ATP hydrolysis activity; lipid carrier activity. Lineage: Eukaryota; Metazoa; Chordata; Aves; Passeriformes; Maluridae. The record is from RefSeq and is a predicted model, not a curated record. Gene Ontology annotation, biological process: lipid transport; transmembrane transport. The transcript is spliced from 46 exons. Bases 1 to 7404 code for a protein of 2467 amino acids.
AUGAGGAACAGCAGUCUGUACGAGCUGCUGCAGGUGGGCAGAGCUGCUUCCAGCCAGCCCGAGUGGGGACACUUCUCCCGACUGUGGCACGCCACUGGCARCCUGCUGACCUCCAAAUGGAGCCUGACAGAGGUGGGUGAAUAUGUGAAACUCCUGCAAAUGAUGAAGAAAGCUCUAAUCCUUGUGGACUUGGGGGUGCUGAGCUCCCUGAAUUUCUCUGACAGUGCAACAGGCUGGAAUAACCUGACCACACUCUUGGGUGUGGCACAGGAKGGGCUCCACAAACUGCUGCAGAGGCUCCACAGCACCUUGAACUCCACCAAGGAGAGUUACUACAUGAAAGUCUGGGAUGUGUUUGACAGCUUCCUCAGCACCAAGGGGAAUCCAGCGGAAGGAGCUUCCCUUGCAAGGCUGUUGGAAGCAGUGGCAAGCGACUCUGCCAGCGAUCUGUCAUCUCUAGAAAUCACAGAAGCCACCCUGUACAUUCUCAAGGGGCUGAACAUCCCUGGCCUGCURAAUGAAUUCAAUCUAAGUUCCAGCACAGCUUUUCUGUCCAACAAAACCAGUCUUGACAGUGUGAUUGAUAUCAUUGCUCAUCACUUCAUCGUCGUGGCAGACACCCUUUACAACAAGAGCCUGUCUUGGACUCAGAGUGACCACACUCUGUCCCCAGCCAGCUUGAUCACACGAUUCCUGUUUUUAGAAUUUGAAAAUACCAUCUUGCAGGUGACAGCGAAUAACAGCUAUAACCCUUACCUGAUGUGUUUAAUAAAUGCCACGGAAGCUGAAGGCGGGGAAUUGACAGAAAACAUCACACUGCUUUUGAAGCAAACUCAUCUGAAAAAGAACUCUUUUAUGCAAAAUAAUACCUCUGAGAAACAUUCAUCCAUACCAGAGCUCCUGAAGCUAAAAAUCUCUCGCCUCCGGGAUCUGACAGCACUUCUUUGUGACUACGAGAGCUUUAAGUCAAUCCAGCGCCUCUGCCACCUGCCCGAGGUUCCCUUUGGGGAGCUGUGUGAGCAAGGCCAAUCUCAGGAGCAGCUCCUCCGUGCUGCUGAGCUGAGCAGCCAGCUUGUGACCAAUGCACUGAAUCACAGGAGGAUCUCCCAGGAGCUCCAGAAWGUACUGAUUGGGGAUGCCACAGACAUCCAGGCACAGCUGAAGUGGCUUCAAGAAAGUGUACCAGAAAUUGCUUUCUUUCAAGAGAUUCCUCAGUACAUGGGUACUUUGAGUUCCAUGUUGAACAGCACUGAGAGUUUAACAGACUCCAGUAAGCAAGAAAAAUUAAGAGAUGUGUUUAAAARUGUGGACCAGCUCAAAGAAGAUCUCAAAAACACAGUGGGAAUGUCCACAGCCAGCAUUGAUGCUCUUCUGGAAGCAUCUUUCCCAGAAAACAGUAGUCAGCUCAUCUCUCAGAUGCUGCAGUUGGAGUCCUGCAGCUCCCGUCCCGCUGACCCCCAGCUGCAAACGGUGGCACAGGAUUUCUGCAGCCUCCCCCUGCCAGAGAGGACUCGCAGGACCUACCUCCUUGGGGUCACUCURCUGAGACACUUGGACAUUUACAAUUUCUUAUACAAGAUGUUUUUCCCCAAGGAACUUCAGAAGCCCAUGGACAAGAUGUUAGGCCUUCUGACAAAAAUGAAAUAUUUCACACACCAGGUUGAAUCUGGCAUUGAUCCAUUGCUACAAGCUAUUCAUUCCCUGAAAAAGCUCCGGCAGUCCAGGAAAAUGCCACUGACUAAGGCAUUGCUUAAACCAAACAACUUCAAGRUAACACAUGGCACAUUUAAAUCUAUGUCAAAAGUCCUCUGCAACCAGGAGAUCACACCCCUGUUUUUUGAGUCUUUGCUUCCAGACUUUGGAGAUCCCAUAAGCAACAGUUCUAAUGCAGAGGAUGUCUAUGUCCAAAAGCUGAUGAGGAAAUAUGGGAUUCCUCAGGAUUCCACACCGUUUUGCUUAUCCUUUUACCUGGACCUGGUCAAGACCCCRACUGGAGCUUUAAUUUGGUCUUUUUUGAAGCCAAUGGUGCUUGGGAAGAUCCUUUUCACACCAGAUACCCCAGAAACUCGGGCAAUCAUGGGAAAGUCUAAUGCAACCCUGGAGCAGAUGGCAGAUUUAGCCCUGAAGUCCCAGGAGUGGCUGGACCAGUCUCCUGUCAUCAUGAAUUCACUGACUAACUUAAACCAGACAGUUCCAAUGAUCAAGAAYGCCCUGCAGAAUCCCUUUGUGCAGGUUUUUAUCAAGCUGAUGGUGGAUUUGGAUGCAGCUGAGCUCCUGAGUGAGAUAAAUGAACUGGAUGAUAUCUGGCUGGAGCUGCAGAACAACGCUGAUGUUGUCGAGCAGCUGAACACUUUGGCCACUCUGGCUGUGAACGUGUCGUCUUGUGUCUCCUUUAACCGCAUUCAGCCAGUGCAGAAUUUGGAUGAGAUGGAAGCGGUAGCUAAGGAGCUCUUCCUGAAGAAUGAGCUGUUUGCAAGUAUCAUUUUCAAGCUGCCUUCAAGCCCUGAGCACACAGUUCAUGGGGGCCUGUCCCUCCCUCCUGUGCUCAACUACACCAUCCGAAUGAGCAGCAGGAUAACUCAAACCACCAACAGGAUCCGGGAGCGCAUCUGGACCGUGGGCCCGCACAACUCCACCUCGCAGAGCCAGAUUUACAGCCGGGCCUUUAUCUACAUCCAGGACAGCAUUGAAAGGGCCAUUAUUGAGCUGCAGACUGGCAAGAAACCAGAGGAAAUAGCUGUUCAGGUCCAGGCCAUGCCUUAUCCCUGCUACAACAAGGAUAUGUUCUUAACCAGCGUGACCUACUCUCUUCCAUUUGCUCUGAUGGCUGCCUGGGUGCUGUUUAUAGCUGAUUUUGUUAAAACACUUGUUCAGGAGAAAGAUCUGAGGCUUUAUGAGUACAUGAAGAUGAUGGGUGUCAAUGCCAGCAGCCAUUUCAUCGCCUGGUUCAUCGAGUGCGCCAUCUUCCUCCUGAUUACUGUCACCUUCCUCAUCGUUGUUCUGAAAGUGGGUCAGAUCCUUCCCAAAACAGACACAGCACUGCUGUUCCUGUACCUGAUGGACUACAGCCUGUCCAUCAUAGCCAUGAGCUACUUCAUCAGCGUUUUCUUCAACAACACCAACAUUGCAGCCCUGGUGGGCAGCCUCGUCUACAUCCUCACCUUCUUCCCCUUCAUCGUGCUGCUCGUCAUCGAGAACCACUUGAGCUUCUCUGUCAAAAGCCUCCUGAGUCUAUUGUCUCCAACUGCUUUCAGUUAUGCAAGUCAGUACAUUGCUCGCUACGAGGCACAGGGCAUAGGACUGCAGUGGGACAACAUGUACAAGUCGCCAAUGAUUGGAGACAACACUUCCUUUGGCUGGAUGUGCUGGCUCAUUCUGAUAGACUCCUUCAUUUACUUCAUCCUGGGGUGGUACAUAAGGAAUGUUUUCCCAGGUAGAUAUGGCAUGGCUGCUCCCUGGUACUUCCCACUGCUUCCAUCUUACUGGAUUGAAUACAACACCUACCUGCCCUUCUGGAAUGAGAAACAAAGAGGCCUGCUCUUCUCCAAGCUGAUGUUAAGGAAAGAAGUCACCCUCCCCAAUAAGAUAUGUGCCCCCCACCCUCACGUGGAACCGGAGCCCACUGACCUCACCUUGGGAGUCGCCCUCCACGGCAUAACAAAGGUUUACGGAUCCAAAGCUGCAGUGGACAACCUCAGCCUCAACUUUUAUGAAGGGAAUAUCACUUCCCUGCUGGGACACAAUGGAGCUGGGAAAACUACAACCAUAUCUAUUUUGACUGGGCUGUUCCCUACAUCGUCUGGCACCAUCUUUGUGUAUGGCAAAGACAUCAGGACUGACCAGGAGGUGAUCAGGAAGAACAUGGGGGUGUGCAUGCAGCACAACGUGCUCUUUGACUACCUCACUACCAAGGAGCACCUGCUGCUCUACGGCUACAUCAAAGUCCCCCACUGCAGCAAGCAUGAGCUCUACCAAGAAGUGAAGAGGACUUUGAAGGAGACUGGGCUGUACAGYCAUCGUCACAAGCUGGCUGGCACCCUGUCCGGGGGGAUGAARAGGAAGUUAUCCAUAGCCAUUGCUCUCCUGGGGGGAUCCAGGGUGGUGAUUCUGGAUGAACCAACCACGGGGGUGGAUCCRUGCUCCCGGAGGAGUAUUUGGGAAAUCAUCUCCAAGAAUAAGAAAGGCAGAACCAUCAUUCUCUCCACACAUCACCUGGAUGAAGCAGAAGUUCUGAGCGACCGGAUUGCCUUCCUAGAGCAUGGAGGGCUCAAGUGYUGUGGCUCCCCUUUCUACCUCAAGGAAACCUUUGGGGAUGGCUACCACCUGACACUCACAAAAAAGAAGAACAUGAUAGAGGAAUGUGACACCACAGCAGUGACUUCCUUGAUCCAGUCCUAUCUCCCAGAGGCUUAUCUCAAGGAGGAUAUUGGUGGAGAGCUCGUGUAUGUGCUUCCCCCCUUCAAGUCCACAGUGUCAGGGGCCUACCAGGCCCUCCUCAGAGCSCUGGACACCAGCUUGAACGAUCUCCACCUGGGCUGCUACGGCAUUUCCAACACAACUGUUGAAGAGGUGUUCCUGAAUCUGACAAAAGAGCUAGUGAAGGACCAGCACGAAGAUGCUACACUGCCCCAUCAGCUGCCUGGAACCAGUGGUCACAUUGGUGGUGAUGAAAUGUCUCUGAGCACAGACACCUUCACAGACAGAGACGACCAGCUCCUGAUCAGGUCCAAGAGCCUGCGGGGUUUGCCGCUGCUGCUGAAGAGAACCUCGGCCUUGUUCAUCAAGAGGUUCCACCACAGCCGGCGCGACGUGCGGGGCUUCAUCGCCCAGGUCAUCCUCCCGGUGCUCUUCGUCAUGGCUGCCAUGGGCCUGGGCACACUGAGGACCAAGGAGACCGAGUACCCCGAGCUGCYGCUGUCCCCCUCCCUGUAUGGCACAACUGACCAGGCUGACUUCUUUGGGAAUUUUAAUGAAACCACRGCUGCUUUAGUUGAUUCGAUGCUGGCUUUCCCUGGGACAGAUAACACGUGYAUGAACGCAAGCAAUUCGCAGUGUUUAACRGAGGACAUGCUUGGCCAGUGGAUUACCAGUGGAAACCAGAGAACUAAGUAUUCUGCCUGCAACUGCACAGAUGGCAUCCAGACAUGCCCACAGACAAACUACACUCCCCCUCACAGAAGGACCUUCUCCACACGGACACUUUACAACCUGACAGGGCACAAUGUGGAGAGCUACAUCCUGGCAACCACUAAAGACUUCCUGCAGAAACGGUAUGGAGGCUGGAGCUUCGGGCUGCCUUUGACAUCAGAUCUGCAGUUUGACAUCAAGCCAGUGCCUCCCAACAGAACACUGACUAAGGUGUGGUAUAACCCCGAGGGUUAUCACAGCCUCCCAGCCUAUCUCAACAGCUUGAACAACUUCAUCCUUCGAGCCAACCUGCCAAAAAAUGAGACUUCCAGAUAUGGUAUUUUCUUAUCAGCUCACCCAUAUCCUGGAGGACAGAGUCAAGAACAAGUAAUGCUCAACAGCUUACUGGACAUCAUCGUGUCCAUGUCUGUGUUGGUGGGUUACUCCAUCACCACAGCAAGCUUUGUGCUCUACAUGGUCAAGGAGCACCAAACCAAAGCCAAGCAGCUGCAGCACAUUUCAGGCAUUGGGAUGACAACCUACUGGGUGACCAACUUCGUUUAUGAUCUGGUACUUUUUAUGGUCCCUAUUGGACUCUCAGUAGGAGUUAUUUCAGCCUUCCAGAUCCCAGCUUUCUGCAACAACAGCAAUUUAGUGGCAGUAUUUCUUCUGCUGCUACUGUUUGGUUAUGCCUCAUUUUCCUGGAUGUACCUGCUGGCUGGGUUUUUCAAGGAAACAGGGAUGGCCUUCAUUGUUUACGUCUGUGUCAACUUGUUCUUCGGCAUCAACACCAUUAUCACACACUCGGUUGUGUUUCUGCUCUCCCAGGAAAAGGCCACGGACCAGGGUUUGCAUGAUCUCGCUGAAAAUCUAAGGCAUGCAUUCCUUCUGUUCCCACAAUUUUGCUUUGGCUAUGGCUUGAUUGAACUGUCGCAGGACCAGGCACUGCUGGGCUUCUUAAAAGCCUAUGGAGUGGACUACCCUGACAAAACCUUUGAGCUGGACAAGACCACGUCCAAGCUGUUGGCCAUGUUCAUCCAGGGCACCGUGUUCUUUGCCAUUCGUCUCACAGUUCAUGACAGGAUGAUUCAGAGAGUCUGGAACAACGUGCUGGAGUUCCUGUUUGACAGAGUCCAUGGCAAAGCCUCCCUUCUGCCACCCGCGGCCGCGGAGGAUGGCGACGUCCAGGCAGAGAGGAUCCGGGUGGAGUCUGGCAAAGCUGACUUCGACGUGGUGCAGCUCCAGAACCUCACCAAGAUCUACCACCUCCCUCACAAACGCAUCACAGCAGUGAAAAACAUCAGCCUUGGGAUCCCUGCUGGGGAGUGCUUUGGCUUGCUUGGUGUGAACGGAGCUGGAAAGACAACCAUCUUUAAGAUGCUGACAGGGGAUAUCGGAGCAUCCAGCGGAAGGCUGCGGGUCCAGGAUCAUUCUGGGUCUUUGAAUGACAUCAGUGAGGGCCACUGGUCACUCUUUGGCUACUGCCCUCAAGAAGAUGCCCUGGAUGACCUGCUGACAGUGGAAGAGCACAUGUAUUACUAUGCUCGGCUGCACGGCAUCCCCGAGGRGGACAUCAAGGGGGUUGUGCUCCAGCUCCUCCACCGGCUGAACCUGAUGGCCUACAAGGACAGAGUCACCUCGAUGUGCAGUUAUGGCACCAACAGGAAAYUGUCAACUGCUCUGGCUCUCAUUGGGAAUCCAUCCAUUCUGCUGCUGGAUGAGCCGAGCUCUGGAAUGGACCCCAAUGCCAAACGCCACCUUUGGAAAAUCAUCAGUGAGGAAGUGCAGAACAAAUGCUCAGUGAUACUCACGUCCCACAGCAUGGAGGAGUGUGAAGCCCUCUGUACCAGGCUGGCCAUCAUGGUGAAYGGGAGUUUCCAGUGCAUUGGCUCUUUGCAGCACAUCAAGAGCAGAUUUGGAAGAGGAUUCACUGUGAAGAUGCACUUAAAUAGCAGCUCAGUUUGCACUGAGACGCUGACAGAGUUCAUGAAGUCACACUUCCCAAAUACAUGCCUGAAGGAUCGGCAUUUCAACAUGGUGGAGUACCACGUCCCAGUCUCUGCCGGAGGGGUGGCGAAUAUCUUUGAUCUCCUGGAAGGCAGCAAAGCAGCCUUCAACAUCAGGCACUUCUCCGUGAGUCAGACGACACUGGAGGAGGUUUUCAUCAACUUUGCUAAAGAUCAAGCAGAUCCUGAUGGCGUGGAUGCAGGCCCUGAUGUGACACUGGACAGCUCUGACACAAGUAGCCAGGCUAGCACCCUAAGUUCCAUCUAUUGAAGGGAUCCACCCACACAGGAUCAUAGAAUCUGGGGAAAAGACCUGACAGCCCCUCCAACCCUGCUUUCAGUGAUUUUAGGGUGAUGGGGAUAAGCAGUCCCGUUUUCUUAAAGUACUUUCUUUUUUGAUAUGCACUUAAUUUGUCACUAGGAGCAUGGUAGGUGUUUGAGACUGGCACUUGGUUACAAAUCAGAUUGGUCUUUCCACAGGUUCUUUCCCCCCCCAGUUCUUGUUUUAUUAUCACUGUAAUGGCUUUGAGGACUUAGAGGACAUCACCUGCUGCUUGUGGCUGAGCUAUGGGCAGUGCAGGGUGUCUGACUGCAGAGGAAAACCCACGCUCCACUCCCUGCUCAGCAGCAGAUUUCCUGGGUGACCGAGUGAAAGUGGCUCAGUUUUGAGAGGCUCCCCYGAAAGAAAAUGGGGCUCAUGGCCUUGCCCCUCCUCACAGGGGGGUUGCGAGGAUGUAGGUGUUACGUCCUGACAGUCACAAAGGCCGUUGGUGGGGGCCAUCUUUGGUAAUGACAUAGAGCUUAUCUGAUAAUGUCAGCACAAAUAKAACUAUUUUAAAAGUUAGUGCUUCCAGUGGUUUUGGUUUGUUCCUGUAGUUUAUUCCAGCUCUGUGUAACUCCUCGAGCGAGUCCUCUGGUCCCAGGCAGUUCCUGGUUCCUGGAACCCAGUGGAAGAUUCCCCCACGAGUCCCUUUCUCCUCAUGGCUGGAGUUUGGAUAUAGCCAAGGAGUGGUACAGGGCAGGUCUGUUGGUUGAAUGCUCUGACAGGAAGAAGCUCUUUGCUUCAUGAGAUUGUAUUUCCCUGAGCACAGCAAGGAGCAUCUCCCUCGCUCAUAAACYCUCCCUCUCCAGCAGCUCUGCCUCUCUGUGUCCUCUCCAGUGACCUUCAUCCUCGACCCCACUGGUGGCUGCCCCGUGACUCCGGAGCUGUGCUUYCCCACAUAAUAAGGCAUCAUUAGCUCCUGCUUCAAAGACUCUGCCUGCUGGCUUUAAAGGAGUGCUCUGCCCACCUCUGAGAGGAGCCGCCAGCAGCUGAGUUCAGCACACCACCACGCACAUCCUGCUUUCUUCCCCCAGAAUGAUUAAUAGAUGGAAUAGUUGAAUAUGAUUCUUUAUUAUAUGUAUCAGCAUAAGGCCCCCAAGAUUCGGGUUUGGGUCAGGGCAUUGAUGUACAUUCAAGCACAAAAUGAACUUAAACUCUGAGCUCAAUAAACUUGCUGUUGCUGGUAAAA